Penicillium soppii is the source of this 1722-nucleotide messenger RNA. RefSeq lists its product as uncharacterized. The transcript has 5 exons. NCBI's taxonomy places the organism in Eukaryota, Fungi, Ascomycota, Eurotiomycetes, Eurotiales, Aspergillaceae. The record is from RefSeq and is a predicted model, not a curated record. The coding region runs from base 1 to 1722 and encodes 573 amino acids. Gene Ontology annotation, molecular function: DNA binding; protein binding.
AUGGUUCGGUCUUUAAUUCAUCUCCCAGACGAAAUUUUGAAUUCAAUACUAUGCCUCUCUUCUCCUCAAACUUGUGCUGCUGUCGAACAAACCCACCCUCGAUUUCGAAAUGUGACGAAUGAACCUCUGCUAUGGCGUUACUAUUGUCAGUCGCAUUACAAAUAUUGGGACCGACGACAUGAGAUACGCCAGAAACUUACUCGCCCCGUGAAAACAAUCGAAUGGAAGACACUUUUUGUAUCAAGAUACCUGGUCGAUCGCUCCGUUACCCAGCUUCUUGAUAGUAUCCUCGAUAGCCAAACGGGUCGCAUCAAGAAAUUCUGCUCUAUGAUUGAUCUAGGGUACGAUGCAAAAGAUACUCUUCUACGGCAUAGCCGGGUAAAUUCUGGGGAGGAUAUAUUGGCUAGAAGAUACUAUGCCCGCGCUCUCUUGACUUGCCUUCAUCGAAGUAUUGCUGUGUCAGAAUGGGCCAAGCUGAAGCGUGGGGAGCCGAUGCACCUUGAUCGAGCCCUGGGGUGUUUUGAUCUCUUCGUAUCUGAAAGUGAAAAUGGAGAUUUGGAUGAAAUCAAAGACUCUCUCAACAUGAUACUAGAACGCUUUGUUGCGUCUUGCUCCGAUAUUGACGUUCUUACCCCCCGGGAUAAAGCUCUCGCCGUUGCAUCCUGGCUGAGUGCAAAUGAUCUCACUGGACUCGAUCCAGAAAGAGAAUAUCAUACUCUGGAGCAUAACUUUUUGGGAUUAGCUCUCAACAAACCCGGUCAUAAUUCUCUCCCGCUGGUGUCAGCUGCGAUAUAUUGCUUUGUCGCCCGGGGAGUUGGCCUUAAUGCAUACCCCUGUGGUUUUCCAUUCCAUGUCCAUGUCAUCAUCACCCCCCAGCCUGGAUUGGACAUGAACGGUAACACUGUGCGCGGGGUAAGGCAGGGGGAGCCUCUGUACCUAGAUCCAUUCCGGGGAGCGAGAGAAAUACCUAUCUCGGAUUUGCGCAGUCAGUUGACCUUCCUAGGGAUGUCCAACUUAGAUCAGACCAUGACUUUGGGCGAGUCCGACAUCUCGAGCGUCAUCCUGCGCUGUGGCAAGAAUAUAUUGAACUCAGUCCGUUUGCGGGCCACCUCAGUAGAUGCAGUGAGCGCAAAAUACGCUGCACUUUGGUCUGUGAUGCUACUGUCCAGUGAUUCAAGGCCGAUGGACCUGCACCAUCAGUUGCCGCGACUUAUGGAAUUAUUUGCCGCGGAUUUCCCUUCGGACAUAUUUCUAGUCGAAAAACACAUUGCUCCUCUGUUUCACGGGCAGUAUGAACACGAGCUCAUUUUGGAGAGUCUGCAUGUAAUGAGGGCCGUGGAUGAAAUUCCAAAGCAAGUUCGAAGACGAACUGAUGGCAACACAAACACACGAUAUUCGAUUGGUCAGGUUUUCCGCCAUCGUCGCUAUGAUUACAAGGCUAUCAUCACUGGGUGGGACCCGGAAUGUGGUGCGGGUGAGCAGUGGAUGAUGAGAAUGGGUAUUGAUCGAUUAGAAGCUGGGAGGCACCAAAGCUUCUACCAUGUACUUGUGGAAGAUCGAAGCGUCCGAUAUGUGGCAGAGGAAAAUAUCGAACUUAUACAGCCUCAAUUCACUGAAUUGUCAAGCAGUCUAACUGCUAUUGCGGGUAGGCAUUUCAAACGUUGGGAUGAAACGAGCUUGAUGUUUGUGAGUAAUAUGAAGGAUGAAUACCCCGAUGACUAG